CCCAUAUUCGCUCCUCUGUUCAGAAUCGGAAGCAGAAGAUAGACAUGGCAGGCUUGCUUGCGUGGGCAGCCGACGUAGUAGGAGGCCAUGGCAAAGAACACGACGCCGAUUCAAUCCCAUUGAUAUUCACUCCAGAGCAGCAAAAGUACGUGCAAGAACUGAAUCAGAAGGCAUCUUCUCUAAGCCUCUCGAUCCAAGAUCUACGGCUUAGAUUAUCUCCUCCUGACAUCUCCCAGCGCCUUCCUCACCUACUCGCCCACUCUCUUGCCUCCAAUGCCGCUCUUGCCCUCCAGCUAAACUCUCAUUCCGCCACUCGUGAACAGGCCCAAUUAAGAGAGGAGACCUUGCAGGAAGAAAAUGCUGUCUAUGAAAAGGCUAUAUCAAAUUGUGAGAGUAAAAUACAGGAGAAAAUGUUGGAAGCAGAUUCACUUCGAACCAAGUUGAAGGAACUGGAUGCCAUUGAGAAAACGUUGAGAGCUGACUUGGAAAAUGGCCGGGCUGCAGUGAAUGUCAAUCAGCCUGGAAGUUCUGGUGAAUUGGUUGUUGAAUCCAAUGCGAACAUAACAGCUGGAGCAGAUUCAGAAGCUUCACAGUCUGCUAUACUAGAUAAGUUAGAAAACAAAAAACAAGAACUGAGUUACAUUGAAGAGAGAGUUCAAGAUUUAGAAAAAAAAUGGGCAAUUGUUCAGGACAAAGCGCUGAAGCAUCCUUCGCCAGCUCAAAGAGAGAAGACAUUGGACAAACAGCUUCACAGCCUAAUUGAGCAACUAGCAGCCAAGCAGUCACAAGCUGAGGGCCUGACAAGUGAAAUUCAUUUGAAAGAGAAGGAACUGGAAAGAUUGAAUGGGUUGUGGAGCAGACUUAAAAGCAGCAAUAUUGAGGCAAACACUGCAAGGAACAGAUUUGGAAGAAGCACUUCAGAAAAGGGAUCUGUUUCCGAUUAUCUUGUUAACUUGCAUCACAAGCCUCUCCAUAAUGCUGGUGAUCGAAAUGAAAACCAGAAUAGGCACAUGCUGCUCAGAUCGGCCUUUGUAAUAUACAUUUUAGCUUUGAACAUCUUGGUCUUCAUCAAGAUUUCAUUUUGAAGAAACUCUCAACAGAUGCUCUAUGAACAUAACGAAUUUUCUUUUACUUGCUGAACAACGAAGAUGAUGUAUUCUUCCUAUCGUAUCACAUCUAAAUUAACAAUUGUAUUGUGCAAAUAAUGGAUAGAUCAUCUAAAAGUUUUACCCGA
Messenger RNA from Carica papaya (papaya), 1234 nucleotides. Its product is annotated as golgin family A protein. NCBI's taxonomy places the organism in Eukaryota, Viridiplantae, Streptophyta, Magnoliopsida, Brassicales, Caricaceae. The record is from RefSeq and is a predicted model, not a curated record.